This is a messenger RNA of Brugia pahangi, 2742 nucleotides long. The record is from the annotation of a GenBank genome assembly. NCBI's taxonomy places the organism in Eukaryota, Metazoa, Nematoda, Chromadorea, Rhabditida, Onchocercidae.
AUGAAUUUAUUGAGAUAUUUUCAUGCUCAAAAUAUCCAAGUCGAUUCAUGCAGUUGGGAUAAAUGUAAUGGCUGGAGUAGAGAGAAGGAUGUAUUGAAUAUCCAUUUAAUAUGUCAUACGCAUGACGAUCCAGGCUGGAUCAAAACUAUUGACCAGUAUUACUAUGGAUCUCAGAAAGAAAAGACAGCAGUUGGCGUGCGAUAUAUUCUUAGUACUGUAAUGGACGAGUUGGAAAAGGAUAAAAGUAAGCGUUUUUCCUGGUGUGAGACGUCAUUUCUAUGGCGUUGGCUUGUUGAUUCCAAACAAAGGAAGCGAUUGCAGAAACUAGUCCAGCAAGGACAAAUCGAAUUUAUUGGUGGUGGUUGGGUGCAAAACGAUGAAGCCACAGCUUAUUAUGUUGAUAUUAUUGAUCAAAUGACACUCGGUUUAAGAACUUUAAAGAAAUAUUUCGGUAGCUGUGGAGUUUCAUAUGUUGCAUGGCAGAUUGACCCGUUUGGUCACAGUCGAGAAAUGGCUAAUUUGCUGGCACUGAUGGAUUUCGAAGCUCUUUUCUUUUCCCGUCUUCAUUUCUUAGAAAAAGAAAUCCGUGUACGAAAUUCCAGCCUAGAAUUUGUUUGGGAUAGUUCCGAUGAUCUCAAAACGAGCAUCUUAACAGGUGCAUUUUAUGGAGACAGUUAUGGACCACCACAAGGAUUCUGUUUUGAUCGUGAAUGUUUGGAUGAACCAAUCAUGGAUGAUGCUUAUUUGGAAGAAUACAAUGCUGCCCAACGUAUAGAUGAAUUCGUCAAAUACGUUAAAAGACAGGCAUUUCAUCAACGAACCAAUCAUUUAAUGCUCCUUAUGGGAGGCGAUUUUCAAUAUACAGCGGCAAAUCAGUGGUAUAUCAAUCUCGACAAACUCAUCUCACUUAUUCAGCAAAACAAAACUUUGAGUGCAAAAAUUAAUAUCUUUUACUCGACACCUUCCUGUUAUCUGAGGGCACUGAAAGAAUCGCAUCCAAAAUUACCGAAAAAACUAGAUGAUUUUUUUCCUUACGCAUCCGCUGAUCAUAGCUACUGGACUGGUUUCUUCACCAGCAGGCCCACAUUUAAAGCCUUCAUUCGACAAAGUAGUGCACUCUUACAGCUCGUUAAGCAACUUGAAUCAGCUGCAAUGCAAAUGGCAAACACCACCGUACUGAGAAAUGCCGUAGCACUUGCGCAACAUCACGAUGCUGUUACUGGCACAGCACGGGAAAAUGUCACGAGGGAUUACAAACUUCGCCUUUCUCGAGGUUGGGACGAAGCUGAAAUAAAUAAAGCAUUUUACAAUGGCGCACAACUCAAGAAAUCAUUUAGCGCUCCUUAUGAACUGCUUAUUCCUGCAAACGUACCAGCACUUGGUUUCACAACAGCGAUAAAAAUGGUGGAAUAUGGGAGGCAUCGCUCAGUACAAACAGAAAACAAAAAAGAACUUGAAGAAGUCAAAACAACCAUAAUGAGAAAUGAGUACAUUGAGCUGACAUUUGAUGGUAGUGGACAGUUGACAUCACUGAAAAACCGAAAAACUGAGAAAACCAUUGCAUUCAAGCAGGAAUUUCUUGUCUAUAAAGGAAUGGGUUUCUCAAACUAUAAGAAUCAGUCAUCAGGCGCUUACAUUUUCCGACCGAACGGUACACAGGCCGAGAAGAUAUCAAAUGUUACAACAGCGCAAUAUAUUGAGAUACGUUUUACUUUUUUUGUAUCUGGCUUUGUUGGUUCAUUGGUGAAUGAGGCAAGGCAGAUCAUUGCUCCAUGGAUCAGUCAAGUGAUUCGCUUGUAUCGCGGCAAAAAUUUAGUGGAAUUUGAAUGGACUAUUGGACCGAUUCCAAAAGAGAUCAAAAAUCCAAUAACAAAGGAAAUAAUUACACGAUACACAGCAGAAAUAAAUUCGGCUGGAGUAUUUUAUACCGAUUCAAAUGGAAGGCAAAUGAUGACAAGGACCAGAAACCACUAUCCAUCAUUCUCGUACACCAAUACGGAACCAGUAGCGGGAAACUAUUAUCCUGUAAACAGUCGUAUUUAUAUUCGAGAUUCGCUAAAUCAAUUAACCGUACUGACGGACCGCUCUCAUGGUGGUACCAGUCUAAAUGAUGGUCAAAUUGAAUUAAUGCUCCAUCGUAGACUAUUUUAUGAUGACAAUUUCGGUGUCGGUGAAACAUUGGAUGAGUUAGGUGACACUGGACAAGGAUUGGUUGUUCGAGGACGACAUUGGAUCAUAAUGGAAAGUCCGGAAAAUUCGUCAAAACUCCACAGGCCACUUGCCUUUGAACUUUAUAAUUCGCCGUUAAUUACGUUUGCAGAGCGCAAAAUGGCACCGUGGGAUUACGGUCGAGCAUUUAUUGCUGAGUAUUCUGCUCUAAAUCGGCCGCUUCCACUGGCUAUCAAUGUUUUGACCAUGGAAAUGCUAGCUCCAAAACGUAUAAUCAUUCGUUUUGAGCACAUUUUUCAAGGUGAUGACGAUAAAAAUUUAGCGCAACCCAUCGAAUUUAACUUGAAAGGCUUAUUUACCGCAUUCGAUAUUAUCUCGAUGGAGGAACUCAAUCUUGCAACGAUGAAAAAAAGAACUUUUACAAAGUUUGAACGAAAUAAUCGAUUUAGACUGAAUCAGAUUUCUUCAAGAGUCUUCCAGAAAGAGUUGUCAGUAAAUUUACUACCCAUGGAAAUUCUGACACUCGAAGCCGAAAUACGACCUACCGAGCAGUCGCAGUUGCAUCCUCAAUAA